GUCCCAUCGACCUUGUUAUAACGAGAGUUGAUUUCUCGGUAUCAGAGAUUGAAAGCAAACAGAAGGCCAUGGAAGAAUCACUGAAUUUCUCAGCAUCCACCAUCGACGAUCUGGAGUCCAAAUCCAAGAUGUUACUGGAAAGAAUGGCGAGUCGAGAACGACAAGCCAGAUGGUAGGGGCCCAGGAGAAAAUAGCUGACCUUGGGGACGCCAUUCUUUAACAAGAACGGUAUUCACGUAACUUCAAUCUACGCUUCGGUGGCAUACCAGAGUCGCAAUCAAAUGAUCCGGUCAUCCCAUUCAACCAGAUAAAAGAACUGCUAACAGAGCGAUUCGGCAUGACAGAUGUGGAGAUAGAGAAUGCCCACAGAACCGGCAAACCAUCCAAAGUUCCUGUAUCGGUCAGAAAGACAAACUGUGCUAGAUCGUGCAAAAUCCAUGAAGGUAUCUUUGGCGAAGUCUGGUAUCUUCGUGCUGAGAGACAUGCCUGCUGCUGAUGUCGCCAAGAAAAGAUCACUGCGUGACAUCAUGCAGAAGGCAUACCGAGACGGCAAGAAUCCUGUCUUCAGGAACGGGGAUCUCUACAUCAACGGGAAGAAGCACAUCCCAGUCCCUGAAUCGCCAUAGACAUUCUGGACUCAGCAGAUCCGCCACAUCUCGAUUCCUGGGAGGACCCCUAUAGAUUUCCAUGGCAUUGCAGCAGCAACCGCAGCCGCAGCAGCAGCAGCCACAGCCACAGCAGCAGCAGCAGCAGCAGAAUAUCAUCGCUGGUGUUAGACUGGAAGAACAGAUGAACACAGUGCUGUGGCAUGGCCAACUGGAAUGGCGUGAUAUUGUUCAAGGUCCCAGGGUUUUUGCAUCAGAAACUGAUGAUCAGAUCACUCGUACUCACACCUGUCACAUGAGCGUGGGUCCUAACAGCACUCUGAAUACGAAACGAUGGCCAUCCAGACUUACCAUGCAGCUAGUUCCAUAUCGGAUUCUGAAUCUUUUUAGUGCACUGAGGUCGUUAUUACAGAAUAGAUCUGAACAAGUGAGCUUCCAGUUCCCAGACCAGAGCAAUGAUCCAAAUGAGAUGAGAGCCCUUCGAAGAGUUCUGCAAAGCGAAUAUGUCUUCACUGUUCAUUUCCCAACCAAUGUUUUGUAUAACACUCGUCUCUUGAUACUGGCAUAUUCCCAACAACGGUCGGCAUUCGUUGGAUUCAUACCAAAUGACCAGACAGGAUUUAUCGACCAGUUCCGAGGGAUCAUGAGCAGAGCGAAGUCAGACAGAACACUUGGACAUUCGCCCGAAGGGGUGGGUGAGCAGUUGCAACAGCUACGGCAGCAGCAAUUUCAGCAACAGCAGCAACAGCAGCCACAACAUCUGCUGCCGCAACAGCAACAACAACAGCAUCAGCAGCAGCAACAGCUGGUGCUGCUACAACAACAGCAGCAGCAGCAGCCGCUGCCGCUACAAGAGCAGCAUCACCAGCGACAACUGGUGCCGCAACAGCAACAACAGCGGCAACAGCAACAACCUCGGCAUCAGCAGCAGCAACAGCAGCUACAGCAGCAACAGCAGGUGUUGCCACAACAGCAGCAACAGCUGCCGCCGCAACAGCAACAGCUGCCACCACAGCAGCAGCAACAGCAGCGUCGUGAAUGGCUACUGCCACAACAGCUGCUGCCACAACAGCAGUAUCAACAACAUCUGCUGCUGCCGCAACAGCCAUAUCAGCAACAUCUGCUGCCGCAACAACGUCAGCAGCAGCUGCAGCAGCAGCAGCAGCAACAGCAGCAACAGCAGCAGCUGUUGCAGCAACUGCAACAAAUGCAGCAGCAACAAUUGCAGCAGCAGCAACAGCUGCAGCAGCAGCAAUUACAGCAGCAACAGCGACAGCAAAGGCAGCAACGGCAACCGCUGCAGCAGCAGCAAAUCCAGCAGCUGCAAGAUCAGCUACAGCAGCAGCAAUUACAGCAGCAGCAAUUACAGCAGCAUCAACAGCAGCUUCAACGGGAUCAUCUGCAGCAGCAGCAAUAUCAGCAGCUGCAGCAACAGCAGCAUUGGCAACAGCAACAGGAGCAAUUGCAGCGACGGCAACAGCUUCAGCAGCAACAAUUUCAACUGCAGCAACAGCGACAACAGCAGCAGUUGCAACCACUGCAGCAGCAGCGGCCACAGCUGCAGCAGCAGCAGCGGCCACAUCUACAGCAGCAGCGACAACAGCUGCAGCAGCAGCAGUCAUUGCAGCAGCAGCCAUUGCAGCAGCAGCCAUUGCAGCAGCAGCCAUUGCAGCAGCAACAGCACUUACUGCAGGUGCAACAACAGCAACAACUGCAGCAACAAGAGCAGCGGCAGCAGGAACAAAUGAGUAAGGUGUUGUGGCAAGGGCAACUACAAUGGGGUGAGCGUCCCAAGAUGCAUGCCCCUGAAGCAAAGAUCACACGUACUCACAGGUGCCGUGUGACUGUCAGACCAGACAGCACCAUGACAGUGAAGCAAUGGCCAUCAAAACUUAUCAUGGAAUUUAUACCACAGCAACUUUUGCAAGGAUUGAGUACGUUACUGUGUAGCUCUCAACAAGUUGGCUUCCAGUUUCCUGAGCAAGGCAAUGAUUCCGAUGCUAUGACAGCUCUGAUGAAAGUCAUGCAAGGCGGUUGUACUGGUCUCGUACAUUUCUCCACCGAUGCUGCCUGCAACAUUCCUAUUUUGAUACUGACGUACUCCCAAUGCAAGUCCGUGUUCAACGGCUUUAUCCCCAGUGACCAGGCUGGAUUCAUCAUGAAGUACCAGCUGCUCAAGAAGAAACAGAAAAAGAUAAAUCAGUUGUACAGGGCGCGACAUCACAUGGGCAGUUGGCCAGACAUUCCAAACAGGGUAAAACACAGUAGCAGCAGUUACAGCAAUGACUGCAGCAACGACAGCAGCAACAGCAAUGACUGCAUGAACAGCAGCAAUGACAGCAGCGACAUCAGCAGCAUCAGCAACGACUGCAUCAACAGCAGCAAUGACAGCAGCGACAUCAGCAGCAUCGACAGUGACAGCAGCAAUAGCAGCAGUGACAGCAGCAGCCAGCUGUCAUUCAACGGCAACAGCUCCACCUCUAACAACCCCAGCAACCAAUCAUGAUGCAGCAACAUCAACAGCCAGUCUUAUCAUCGAGUACAUAAGUCAUUUCACAAGUAAACGGGAUAAACAGUAACUGAAUUGAAUAUAAUUGAAGGUUUUUAUUGUUCAUACCAUUCUGGCAGUCCAAGGACUGAAUUGCGAUGGCUUACAAUUUACAAUAUGACAGAAAUCAUUUUAAAAGGACUUUUUAUACAUAUAUCAAACACUGAAAUAUUCUAAAAAGACAUAUUUAUACAUACAUGUGCAUUAAAAAUGUAACCCCCUUAAUAACAAAGGAAUAAAGUAAUGACAAAGGAAUGCUGUUGCCACAGACUAUUUGAAAAGCUUGAGAUGGAAGGACUUGUGAUGGACAUUACUAUUCACCGUAGCUGUGGUUAUGUCAUACGCCGCUGAGGUAGAGUGGUGGAGACGACCCGCGUGACGUCACACUUCAACGGCGUAUACAACCACAGACACGGGUUACCCAGCAACAGUUGUCAUGGCAAACCACCCGUUUGUCAUAAAGUUAUGUUUGCUUGGCAAGUCAUAUAAUGUUUAAAAAGGAUUUUUUUGAGGGGGGGGGGGUACUUUAAAGAUCAGUCACAUCAAUGUGCCGGACUAUGACCACCCUUGAGGAUUCUACAUAUUUGAAAUAAUCUCAACAUCGAAAAUUAAAUAUGGGGAGGUCAUAAAACAAUCACAGUAGUAAAAAAGCUCUCCUAAAGUCCAUAAGGAAAACAGUUGGGGAAAAUUGUUGCAUCCUGAUGCCACUUUUUUGGUCAUAUAUUAUCUCUAUGAAGGUCAGUUAUUGCAAAAAUGAUGAUAAGACAUGAAUCUGGCACCGAGAUAUAUUUCCAAUUUUGUUAGAAAAUACUUUGAAAAUGCACUCAAUUUCCCACAAACUUUAUACACAACCACAGAAGUGGCGUCAGGAUGCUACAAUGUACAUUCUUUCCUAAAACCGGAAAGGUACACAAACAUUUUCAAGUUUAUUCAACAUUCUUACUUACAGAUUUUCAAAAAACUUGAAUAGAAAAUCCGUUCUUUUGUUGGUUACUGACAGAAGCAGUAGGCCAAUAUCCACUGCGUUUUGAAAACAAUAAAAUCUACCUAAAAAGUAAGUAUAUUGACUGUCAGAUUUCACUGUAAAUUGGGGCAAUCAGGUGUAUUUCCCAAUUGUAAUUGGAAGAGUUACUGUUUUUCAAGCAUCAUUUCAGUGUUCCAAAUCGUUAGAUAGUUUCGUUUAUUUUGCCCAGAGUAAACUACAAAUUAUUGAUUAAAUCCCUGUAUAACAGGAUACGUACACAGCAGCUGAUAUAAAUUUACCUUUUAUUUUCAAAUGAAAAAAAAGAGUUUUAUUUGUUCUUAAAUUGAAUACGAAAAGUAUAGUCUUUCUUCAUCUUUAUACGGUGUAUUUUUACUAUAUAUUGUGUAAACCGUUUCACUACACAAAUCAGUUGGAAUAAAUACCCAGAGUACUGAGGCAAACGAA
Messenger RNA from Patiria miniata (bat star), 4582 nucleotides. RefSeq lists its product as uncharacterized. Gene Ontology annotation, biological process: positive regulation of transcription by RNA polymerase II. The transcript is spliced from 10 exons. NCBI's taxonomy places the organism in Eukaryota, Metazoa, Echinodermata, Asteroidea, Valvatida, Asterinidae. The record is from RefSeq and is a predicted model, not a curated record. The coding region runs from base 688 to 3111 and encodes 807 amino acids. Gene Ontology annotation, cellular component: mediator complex; transcription regulator complex.